GUUGUUCUUUUAGUUCAGGCUCUAGGAGUGAAAUUUGUCUGUGUCCGUUCACGUAAACCCCAGGAGACUGGGUAUGGAGCAGUGUAUUUCCUUCUCUUCCCGAUGGCUCGCUGCCUUCCGUAUCCCUUGCACUCGACACCCCUCUUAGCGCUGGGACAGAAGGAAUGGAGCCUCAUCCUCUCCUGCUCAGAGUUUCUUGCCGCUAUGGAAGUCUGGUCUUCCUCAAGGCUCACCUGCAGAAGCCAUUUAAAUAGUAUCUGGCCGAUCCUGGUCCUGAAUAGUUUCACCAUGGAGUACCCUUGUGGUCUUCUCACCUGCUCCAAGCAGCCAGUGCCUCUUAAGAGCAUCUCUGUGGCUGUGUCUAUCCGUGAGUUUGUGGCAGAUGUGUCUGCAACCCUGGACUACAAGAAUGAGGAAGCAGAUCCUGUGGAAGCGUUCUUUGUGUUCCCCAUGGAUGAAGACUCUGCUGUUUAUAGCUUCCAGGCUCUGGUGGAUGGGAAGAGUAUAGUGGCAGAAAUACAGGAGAAGCAGCAGGCCCAGGAGAAUUAUGAGAAUGCCAUCUCCCAAGGCCAACAAGCCUUCCUUCUGGAGCAGGAUAGCAGCUCUGGUGACAUCUUCAGCUGUAGUCUAGGAAAUUUGCCCCCUGGCCAGAAGGCUGCUGUCACUCUGAGCUAUGUUCAGGAACUGUCCCUGGAGGCAGAUGGGGCUGUUCGCUUUGUCCUGCCAACCAUCUUGAAUCCGCGCUAUGUCCUGCAAGAGUCAGCUGAGGCAGACAUCACCUCUCAAAUCCCUCGGCUUCCUGCUAAGGAGCUGCCCUACACAUUUAGUGUCAGUGCCAACGUCUGCUCUCACAACGGCAUUGAGAAAGUCCAGUCCAACUGUGCUCUGAGUCCCCUGCAGUACUUGGAAGAUGACAAGACUGUUGCCCAGAUUUCCUUGGCUAAAGGGCAUCAGUUUGAUCGGGAUGUGGAGAUUCUUGUUUACUACAGAGAGGUGAACACACCCAGUGUGUCUGUGGAGCUAGCCCAGGCUGAUGCCAAACCAGGUUCCAUGAUGGGAGAUCCAGCUGUGAUGGUGAGUUUCUACCCUAGCAUCCCUGAGUCUCAGGGAGAGAACACUGCUGAAUUUAUCUUCCUCAUGGACCGCUCAGGGAGCAUGUGUUCCCAAAUGAAUAGUAAAGAAUGUACCCAGUCACGCAUAGAGAGUGCCAAGGAAACUCUGGUCCUGUUGCUGAAGAGUUUGCCCCUUGGCUGUUUUUUCAAUAUCUAUGGCUUUGGAUCCUCCUUUGAGUCAUUCUUUCCAGAGAGUGUGGAGUAUACCCAGAAGUCCAUGGAGGAGGCUGUGCAGAGAGUAAAGGCUCUAGAAGCAAACCUGGGAGGGACUGAAAUCUUAGAGCCCCUGAAGGACAUUUAUAGCAAGUCCUGCAGGCCAGGCCACCCUCGGCAGCUCUUCGUCUUCACAGAUGGAGAAGUUUGUGAUACCUGGAAGGUCAUUGCUGAAGUUCAACGCCACAGUCAGAAUCACAGGUGUUUCUCUUUUGGAAUUGGAGAAGGGGCUUCCACCGGUCUCGUUAAAGGCAUUGCUCGGGCAGCUGGGGGCACUGCAGAGUUCAUCACAGGCAGGGACAGAAUGCAGCCCAAGGCUCUCCGGUCCCUCAAGCGGGCUCUGCAGCCAGUGGUACAGGAUGUCUCCCUGACCUGGACUCUGCCCCCUGGGAUAGAGACUACCUUGCUCUCUCCAGCUCCUACUGUCAUCUUCCAGGGUCAGAGGUUAAUCGUCUAUGCCCAGUUGAAAGGGACAAAUGCAUCCAAAGAGGCAGCAGGUGAGAUGUGUCUUCACUACACACUCCAAGGUGAUGCCUUCAAGAACACAGUGCCAUUCUCCCUGGAGCCCAAAGCAGAUGACAAACUUACUAUUCAUCGCCUGGCUGCCAAGUCCUUGAUCCAGACCCUUGAUGGAAACUUACAGGAUGCUACAGAAGAGAAGAAGAAAGUGGUGGAUGUCAGCCUUCAGUCGGGAGUUGUCUCCUCUCACACUGCCUACGUUGCUAUCAACAAGGAGCUCAAUCAGCCCAUUCAGGGGCCCCUGAGUCGGAGGGAUAUUCCAUUGCCUUUUACUUAUGGCAGUGCCUCAGCUUUGCACCAUAUUGCAAGAAGUGCAGGUGUUUCUGCAUUUCCUUGCCUUAUACCUUUAUGUCUUUCCACAAUCGACACUAUGGAAGCAUAUUUUGAUGAUUAUCAUGAUGGUGACUCAGACAUACCUGCUAGUGGAGCGUGUGGUUAUUUGUCGGAGCCUGAUGACUGCAAUGAUAGCAAUAUUUGUGAAUCAGACUCUUCCACAAUGAUAUCUGCCAGAGACACAUCCUCUCCAGAGUCUCCACUUCUGCAGCUGAUUUCCCUCCAGAAGGCAGAUGGUUCCUGGGAACUGGAUGAAGCUCUGGCCUCAGUCCUGGGUAUGAGUGUUCAGAGUACAUUGGCCGCAUUGCCUGCCCAGAGUAAAGAUGUCCCAAGAUGGGCCACCAUCUUGGCUGUGCUGUGGAUGCACAGCUCUAGUUGGGACCAGAGAGAAGAAUGGGAACUCCUAGAAAGGAAGGCUGUGGCAUGGAUCCAGGCUCGAUCUGAUUCCUCCCUGGGUGAAUGCAUCAAAGCUGCCAAUGCUCUCCUGAAAUCAUCUGUGGAUCCUGCUGUCUUUGGCCUGUGAGAAUAGCAGUGGAAGUGUUUAUCUUUGGCUGCUGCUCUUUAUCCUCUAUGCUGCUAAAACCUGUUGCUGUGCUGUCUGCUUUCCCUAUUAUGCUCAUUCCCCGUAAGGACUUCUCUGUUCCAAUUUAAGUGUUUAUCAAGGGCCCUAGUGUGUGUUGGACAUGUGGUAACAGCUAAUGCUAUGCACAAAAAUGAUAGUCUCCUCACAGAAGCAGCUUGCAUUCUACUGAGGAAAGCAGGAAAUUAGCAAGUUUGAAAAUAUGCACAAAAUAAAAAAAAAACAUUUUUGCGGGGGCACGGGGAGAAAUGGGAGGAAGAAUUAAACAACUCAGAGAAUCAAGAAAAGCCUGUUUCAGUUCCACACUUUUAUACUAGAUCAUUCUUUGUGGCUACCAGGAUCUGUCACUGCAUAAAAUCCAUCAGGUUCAGGACUGGGGAGGACAGACAUUGCUCUAGAUUUUCCUUUCCCCCCCUUUAGACUAUCUUAAAGUAUAUGAAAAAAAGAGUGGUUCCCCCCGAUUUAUAAAUGAGUAAACAGAAGGAGGGAGGGGCUGAUUUGAAGUGUCUUUUAGUCUAUGUGUAGGUGGGGAUUUCACUUUUGAGGAAUGAAAAUUUAGAUAAUGGUAAGACAUGCAUCUACCACAACAUGUUAUUCUAUAACAGAACUAGAAUUAUUUGCAUUAGAUGACUUGAAAAAAAUUCUUGUUAUACUUUAUCUAGCUGGAUAAAGCUGGUAAGCAGGUUAAGGUCCCCACACAAAGGCAGCUAGCGGUAGAAGGCAGGCAUUAGGUUUAACCUAACUUUGUGCUUGGGGGAUGGGCUUAGGAAGAGAUACCUAAAGUGCACUGGACCAUUCUGAUUCUGUCUGUGUGGCGUUUACAUCCCCUACCUCUACAAGCACUGAUGAGCUCCCCACGCCACCUAUGGCUGCUCGUGGAGACAUAGAGACUAAUCUGUGCUCAUGGAGGUGGAACUCUAUGAUUAUGCGCUGCAGGCCCUUGGCUUUUAUGCCUUGUUGUCUGCUGAACAGCAAUAGUAGUAGAUCUAGGAUAGAAAUACACAUCUCCCUCUCUCUGAGAUGAAGGAAAAGGUUUUCUCUGCAUGUUGCAAUCUUAUAUCCUCACUUGCUUUGUCAUGUGUACUUGAGCUCUUCAGUAUUUGCUUAUUUGCUGCAAAUAUUCUACUACCAAGAAUAAAAUGACUUGUCUAUUA
Trichosurus vulpecula (common brushtail) is the source of this 3911-nucleotide messenger RNA. Its product is annotated as von Willebrand factor A domain-containing protein 5A-like. The record is from RefSeq and is a predicted model, not a curated record. NCBI's taxonomy places the organism in Eukaryota, Metazoa, Chordata, Mammalia, Diprotodontia, Phalangeridae. The transcript has 19 exons. Bases 103 to 2700 code for a protein of 865 amino acids.